Molecule: messenger RNA, 1827 nt
Organism: Symbiodinium natans
Lineage: Eukaryota; Dinophyceae; Suessiales; Symbiodiniaceae
Source: the annotation of a GenBank genome assembly
AUGGCAAGGAUGGCAUGUCUCCUCCUUGCCUGGGCCUUGCCUGUCGCCCUUGCGGAAAGGAUCUGGGAUGAGUUCCGGGAGGACGUCAGCACGGCGCGGCAGAGCUUCCUCCUGCAGCAACGGGGAGGUCAGGCGCGCGACAGCUUUGGCAACCUCCAACGAAGCGGCCUCGCCAAGGAGAGCAAGGGCUCCGGGCGCCAACUGCCGGCCUGCGUGGGCGGGGUGCUGAACCUCUCCGGCACCUACGAGAUCUGGAAUGAGACGGUCCUCCCGGGCUGCGACGUCGUCGCACACAGUGCCGUGGUCCACAUCCGCAGUCAGGCCCACCAGCUCUACUUCCUGGGAAGCGUGGCCUUCCGCGGCCAGCUCGAGGUGCGCGGGAGGAAGGGGGAACUCAGCACUGCCUGCGUCAGCGUGGGUGGGAACCUCACCGUGCGCGGGGACCUCUCCUUCCACAGCUGCCACAAUGGCAAGACCCUGAACCCCUUGGGCGGAGGACUCACCGUCGAUGGCGACCUUCACUUGGAGGAAGGAGCUCUGCGGUUCGAGAACUGCAGCGGCGCCAACCGCGCGUGGAAAUACCCAGGGGGCGAGGGAGGCGCCUUCUACGUGCAAGGUGCAUACCGCCAAAGGGCUGGAACAUUGGAGGCAGUGGGCUGCUACACACAAGGAAGAGGAGGCACGUUCAAAGUCAAAGAGAACUUUGAGGUCUAUGGCGGCAACGUCUCUAUUCGCAACAGUUCGGCCCUUCAAGGCGGCAGCAUCGUCGCCCACCACUUCAAGGUCUUCGGCGGCGAUGUCUCCAUCCGCGACUCCUGGGCAGAUGAAGACGGAGGUGCCAUCAAAGCCGCCGUUCUCGUCGCCGGCGGCGGCGUCUCCAUCCGAAAUGCCCGUGCGAAGAACGGAGGUGCCAUUCACAGCUGGAAGCCUAGCGAGGUGUCGGGUGGUGUCCUCCGCAUCUUCAACGCUUCGGCCCGAGAGGAUGGAGGUGCCAUGAAGGCCGACAAGGGCCUGCGCCAGACGGGCGGCGUCAUUCUCCUCGAGAGGGCCACUGCAGGCAACUCCGGAGGACAACCCAAGUCCGUCUGUGGUGCGUAUCCCUUGGCUUUGCAACGGAGACGUGUUAGAGAGGACUUGGGCAGUUUCACCUCCGAGGAGUUCAGCUGCGUUGGUGAGCUGGCUCUGCACGUGGCCUCCAUGCUGGGGGCUCCCUGCUGUAGUUUCGUGGCUGCCGGGAACGCUACCAAGCUGUAUCCGGCCCUCGACCUGAAGGAGGUGGGUGAGGAGGUCGUGGCGGUGGCCGAGACCCUGGAUCCCCUCUUGGUGAUGCUGCAGAUGCAGGGAUGCGACGGGUCGCUCUUGUGGCCAAACCUGGAGGAGCUGCAGAUGGCAGCCGUGACUCUUGAGGAGCAACUGGUGCGAUGUGCAUGUGGCGUGGCCUAUGAAGGACAUACCGGUACGCCAAGAGUUCCGUGGACUGACGCCGCUGUACCAGCUCCUCCAAUGUUUCGGCGGGGGCCCGUGGAGAACGUUUGUCCUCUGAUCGACGACACUCCCGUGAUCCACCCUGGGUCUCGUGUAGUGAUCUUCAGCGAAAAGCUGCACGGCGAACAGCGCGAGCCGGCUGUUUACAUGAAGGAAGAACCGAUAACUGUCAAGGAGUUGAAGGCCAUCUGCAGAACGCGGCCGGACUUAGAUCGCUUGAGGAGCGAGCUGGGUCACGGGUGGACCGUCCUCGCGACAAUGAGCGUGGCGUCCUACUCCCGGCAUGAAGUUCAGCUGAAACUGGGCCACAUCCAGUACAACCCCCAUGUGGAGGAGGACUAG